Alexandromys fortis (reed vole) is the source of this 759-nucleotide messenger RNA. It is a transcript of the gene Nts, whose product is annotated as neurotensin. Gene Ontology annotation, cellular component: extracellular region; axon terminus. The record is from RefSeq and is a predicted model, not a curated record. Gene Ontology annotation, molecular function: neuropeptide hormone activity. The coding region runs from base 92 to 607 and encodes 171 amino acids. NCBI's taxonomy places the organism in Eukaryota, Metazoa, Chordata, Mammalia, Rodentia, Cricetidae. The transcript is spliced from 4 exons.
CCAGCUGAAGGCAGGAGAAAUCACGAAGAGUGAGUACGAGAGAGCUCCUUCAGUGUCUCUCUGUCUGGACCUGCUUCUCAGAGGCUGAAAGAUGAUGGCAGGACUGAACAUUCAGCUGGUGUGCCUGAUGCUUUUGGCUUUCAGCUCCUGGAGUCUGUGCUCAGACUCCGAAGAGGACAUGAGAGCCUUAGAAGCAGACUUAUUGACAAACAUGCAUGCGUCCAAGAUCAGUAAACCAAGUCCUCCCUCUUGGAAAAUGACCUUGCUAAAUGUUUGCAGCCUUAUCAAUAACGUGAACAGCCCAGCUGAAGAAGCAGCAGGAGAAAUGCAGGAAGAUGAUCUUAUUGGAAAAAGGAAACUCCCCAUGGUUCUUGAUGGCUUUAGCUUGGAAGCAAUGCUGACCAUAUUCCAGCUGCAAAAAAUCUGCCACAGCAGGGCCUUCCAACACUGGGAGAUGAUUCAGGAAGAUAUUCUUGACAAUGGCAAUGAGAAAACUGAGAAGGAAGAAGUUAUCAAGAGAAAAAUUCCGUACAUUCUGAAAAGGCAGCUGUAUGAGAGUAAACCGAGAAGGCCCUACAUACUCAAGAGGGGCACCUACUACUACUAAGAAGCUGACUCUUGACACAUGAUUGUGAUUGAUCCCUCUUUACCUAGAUAGAUAAUCAUGUGGUCACCUAGAUACCUAGUUACAUGUGUGUGUAAAUGUGACAGAACUUGAUUAUUUCAUCUCUGCCACAAUUGUGGUCUAUUGGAUGUUAU